This is a messenger RNA of Drosophila takahashii, 3746 nucleotides long. RefSeq names its product TATA-box binding protein associated factor 2 (gene Taf2). The record is from RefSeq and is a predicted model, not a curated record. Gene Ontology annotation, cellular component: transcription factor TFIID complex. Gene Ontology annotation, molecular function: zinc ion binding; RNA polymerase II general transcription initiation factor activity; metallopeptidase activity. Lineage: Eukaryota; Metazoa; Arthropoda; Insecta; Diptera; Drosophilidae. Gene Ontology annotation, biological process: transcription initiation at RNA polymerase II promoter.
AGAAGAAGUUAAACAGUGUUUUUGAUAACAAACGAAAAUUAUUUGAGAAAAUCUGGAGAAGAACCGGCAAUUGAGCGAUGGAAACACAACCUGAGGUGCCCGAGGUGCCGCUGCGUCCGUUUAAACUGGCGCAUCAGGUUGUGAGUCUCACGGGCAUCAGUUUCGAGCGGAGGAGCAUUAUAGGCGUGGUCGAGCUAACCAUUGUACCAAAUAGUGAAAAUCUACGACUCAUCCGUCUAAACGCGAAGCAACUGAGGAUCUACAGCGUCGUUUUGAACGAUGUCUGCCAGGCGGAGUUCAUCUACUUCGAUCCCUUCCAGGACAUCUCGCACAAGGAUCCUAAGAGCCGCGUGCUGGAGGUCUACUCCAAGCACCAUCUGAACGCCGCCCAGAUCACCGAUCCGGAUGCGAACAACGGCGAGCUGAUGAUCCAGGUUCCCCCCGAGGGCUACUCGAUGAUCCAGGAGGGUCAGGGUCUGCGCAUCCGCAUCGAAUUCUCACUGGAGAGUCCCAAGAGCGGCGUCCAUUUCGUCAUACCGCCAGCAUCCACGGAUGAGGAGUCGCAGAUGAACUGCUCGCAUAUGUUCACCAAUUGCUAUGAGAACUCCACGCGUUUGUGGUUUCCCUGCGUGGAUAGCUUUGCGGAUCCGUGCACCUGGCGGCUGGAGUUCACGGUGGACAAGAAUCUGACGGCUGUUUCGUGUGGAGAGCUAGUGGAAGUCAUUAUGACCCCGGAUCUAAGGAAGAAAACCUUUCACUAUACAGUAACCACUCCUGUGUGUGCCCCGAAUAUCGCGCUGGCUGUGGGUCAGUUCGAGAUCUACGUGGAUCCGCAUAUGCACGAGGUGACCCACUUUUGCCUGCCCGGAAUGCUGCCGCUGCUGAAGAAUACGGUUCGCUACCUGCACGAGGCCUUCGAGUUCUUCGAGGAGACUUUGUCCACGCGCUAUCCGUUCUCCUGCUACAAACAGGUGUUUGUAGACGAGUUGGACACGGACAUCAGUGCGUAUGCCACCAUGAGCAUCGCCUCGGUGAAUCUGCUGCACUCGAUAGCGAUCAUCGAUCAAACCUAUGUAUCUCGAACCUUUAUGUCGCGUGCCGUGGCCGAGCAGUUCUUCGGUUGCUUCAUCACCUCGCAUCACUGGUCGGACACCUGGCUGGCCAAGGGCAUUGCGGAGUAUCUGUGUGGAUUGUAUUCGAGGAAGUGCUUCGGCAACAACGAGUACCGCGCCUGGGUGCAAUCAGAAUUGGCGCGAGUGGUUCGGUAUGAAGAGCAAUACGGCGGCAUCAUCCUCGAUUGCAGCCAGCCUCCAGCUCCUUUGCCUGUUUCUGGCACAAAUCCAUCGACUGCCGCCAGCAAGCAGCAGGAAAUUGUCCACUAUUUCCCCAUCAAGAGUUUGCACACUGUGUCGCCGAAAUAUGUGGAAGCGAUGCGCAGGAAGGCUCACUUGGUUAUCCGGAUGCUGGAGCAUAGAAUUGGCCAGGAGCUGCUCAUUCAGGUGUUUAACAAACAACUGGCAUUGGCAACCAAUGCGGCGUCCACGAAAAUAGGGGCAGGACUGUGGUCUCAGUUGCUCAUCUCCACCAACAUUUUCAUCAAGGCAAUCUUUACGGUGACGGGCAAGGAUAUGUCUGUAUUCAUGGACCAGUGGGUGCGCACUGGAGGCCAUGCCAAGUUCUCGCUCACAUCGGUCUUUAAUCGCAAGAGGAACACAAUCGAACUGGAGAUCCGUCAGGAUUUCGUUAAUCAGCGGGGAGUGAGGAAGUACAAUGGUCCUUUGCUGGUGCAACUGCAGGAAUUGGACGGAACUUUCAAGCACACGCUGCAGAUUGAAAAUACCCUGGUGAAGGCGGAUAUCACUUGUCACUCGAAAAGUAGGCGUAAUAAGAAAAAGAAAAUCCCUUUGUGCACCGGCGAGGAGGUGGACAUGGAUUUAUCAGCCAUGGACGACUCACCUGUGCUGUGGAUUCGCCUCGAUCCGGAGAUGAUUUUGCUGCGUGAUCUGAUCAUUGAGCAGCCCGACUUCCAGUGGCAGUAUCAGCUUCGCCAUGAGCGCGAUGUUACGGCCCAAUUUCAGGCCAUUCAGGCCCUGCAGAAGUAUCCAACGAAUGCCACCAGGCUCGCCUUAACGGACACUAUCGAGAGCGAGCGUUGCUUCUACCAAGUACGCUGCGAGGCGGCCCACAGCCUGACCAAAGUGGCCAACCAGAUGGUGGCCUCCUGGAGUGGCCCACCCGCCAUGCUGAACAUAUUCAGGAAAUUCUUUGGCUCCUUUAGUGCUCCGCACAUCAUCAAGCUGAAUAACUUUUCCAACUUCCAGCUGUACUUCCUGCAGAAGGCGAUUCCCGUGGCAAUGGCGGGUCUCCGAACCUCACAUGGAAUCUGUCCGCCGGAAGUGAUGCGUUUCCUCUUCGAUCUCUUCAAGUACAAUGAGAAUUCGCGUAACCAUUACACGGAUGCCUACUACAGAGCGGCUUUAGUGGAAGCUCUGGGCGAAACACUAACACCUGUGGUCUCCGUUGCCAUCCACGGCACUCAGAUCACCACAGACAGUCUUUCUACAGAUGCAAAAUUAGUGCUCGACGAAGUCACGCGUCUGCUGAACAUGGAGAAGCACCUGCCGUCGUACAAGUACAUGGUUUCCGUUUCCUGCCUGAAGGUCAUCCGAAAGCUACAGAAGUUCGGUCACCUGCCCUCACUCCCUCACAUUUACCGCAGCUAUGCGGAAUAUGGUAUUUAUUUAGAUCUCCGCAUUGCGGCCAUGGAGUGUCUGGUGGACUUUGUAAAGGUUGAUGGACGUAGCGAGGAUCUGGAGCAUUUGAUCACGCUGCUCGAAACGGAUCCCGAUCCGGCUGCCCGCCAUGCGCUGGCUCAACUCUUAAUAAACAAUACGCCCUUCACCCGCGAAUCUCGCAGCCGGCUGGAUAAACCGAAUCUGGUGGAUCGCCUGUGGUUCAGCAUCAACACGCUGGCCUACGACACCAAGCUGCGUUGCGAUAUCGUGGACUUGUACUACGCUUUGUAUGGGAGCAAGCGGCCGAGUUGUUUGCAGGCCGGUGAGAACCAGAGCUUCUACAAGGAUUUGAUGAAGGAUAAUGGUGGCAGUGCAAGUAGUGUGACCGGCAGUUUUAAGAAGACCAGCGAUUCCAAACCGCCGCCGCCACCACUAAUGGAUAUUGAGCCGCAGGAGCGGCACAAGCCCGCCUUGGUUACGAUCAAGCGAACGGCCACAGAAGCCUUCGAGGUGGGCGAUGAGAUUAUCAAGCUGGAGCGCAGCGAGGAGAUCACCGUGCUGGAUGAACCAGUCAACGUUCAGGCCUAUGAUAGCGAGACCAAGGUGAAUAUUCUGCCGGCCGAUGACGAGGCACCCGAAUCGCAUCAGGUGACCAAGCGCCUCAAGACCGAAAUCUACGCCGAGGAUGAUAACUCCUCCAUAAUGCUGGACGUGGGCGAUUCCACGAGAUACGAGAGCAGCUACGAGGAGGGCAAGUUCAAGUCGGGCGAUGGUCUGCUCAAGAAGAAAAAGAAGAAGGACAAGAAGAAGCAUAAGCACAAGCACAAGCAUAAGCACAACAAGGACAAGGAUAAGGAUCGCGAGCGCAAGGAUAAGGACAAGCGGGAUCCGCAGAUAUCGCGCCUGCAGGCCAAAGAAACAGCCACACCCGACACGCUCAGCUCGGCGGACAGUAGCAACAGCAACAGCCUGCCGCCCAUGAACCUUAACUAAGUGAGGGUUCCAGAUGCA